This is a messenger RNA of Cinara cedri, 11916 nucleotides long. The record is from the annotation of a GenBank genome assembly. Lineage: Eukaryota; Metazoa; Arthropoda; Insecta; Hemiptera; Aphididae.
AUGGAAGGAGGGGUAAAGAUUGAUAGAUGCAACCCCCGAAAAAACACAUCCUUGAUACUGACAAAAUACAUAUACAAAACGUCGGGUCCAAAGUGUGAUCUACUGAGAAACCACGAUAUACGAUAAAGCAAGAAAAAUAGGUCUUAGAUAUAUUAUACAAAUAGUCUCUCUUUCGAGAGCGGGGACCGAAAAUAUUACAAAAUAUCGUUUACAAUAUGGUAAUUACGAUCCACAACCAUAUGAAUGUGGCGAAGAUACUUCAAGUGAUGAAAAUGAAGCGCCAUUAAAAAUAACCGACGGAAUUAUAUUUAUUAAUAUAUAUAAUGAAUCAAUACAUGGAAAUCAAAUACAAUAAAACUAAACGUUGAUCUAUUAUUGCUAAAAAUAUAUCGAAAACCACUCGUACUAAUAAUAGAAAAAGAAGUAAAAAUUGUUACAAUUGACAGCGAUUAGUAGCGAGCUUAUAGUACUUUGAAAGAUAAUAUAGAUGUACUCACCAAACUGUAAAUCAUAGUCAAAAUUUCAUGGAUCCAAAUAUUGGAGCUUAUACCUAAACAAUACAAUCAUUGUGGAAGUUAGUCUAGACCAAAAAAAAAAAUAGUCAAUAGUUCUUCUCCACUAUUAGGCAGCCAAGUAAUAGAAAAAUGUUGGCGACCAUGUGACUCACUAAAAAUUUUAUUUUUAGUGGUUUUUUAACAGAUUUAAAGAAUUUUUUUGCACUAUAUACUUACCAAAUAUUUUAGUAAACACAUUAAUAAGUUAUUCGAUAUAGAACACACGUAGGACUGGUCUUAAUAUCUCAUCUUCAUAAAUUCAUUUGGGUCUGUAUGGGAAUUCAAAGCUAGAAAAACACGCCUAUCAUAAGCUAAAAUUCAGAUUAAAAUUUAACGAUUUCUGUCUGAACAAUCCAUCUAUAAAACUCGUUUGGUCCAAAGGGAAUCACUGAGAAGUAUCUAAAAAAGUACCUAGCGGGAAAUCUGAAAAUACAAUACAAAAGUCUCUAUUUUGGAGGGGGGAACUCGACAAAAACUAAUCGAAUUUCGAAUUUCAUUGUUAAGAUAUUAUUCCAUUUAUAUGCAUUUUAAAGGCGAAUUCGAUUAGCAUUGACUCGAACACUAACACGCACAAAUCAACAAUUAAAACUAUAAACAUCGUGUUGGGCAAAUUCACAUUUUCACUCCCACUGAGACAGAUUUAAUAAUAAUAUUAUUGUUAUUAUUGUAGCGACACAAACAAAUUCGCCGGAAGUGUUCGUCCGGCGGCGGUAGUGUCUUCGGCGUAUUUUCCGUCACACACAGCACGCAAUUGGACGCGUUGCGUGAAUUCCUGGAAGGGGUGACGACAACACCCGGAGGUGAAGAAGACGGACUGCAUAACUCGGUCGGUACUGAUCUCGUAGUAACGGUGGACACAUGGUUCAGUGACAAUAUGUCCAGGAACAUGGGAGCUUCGACUCCCUCUUAUUACCCGUCCGAAGCGGAUUUUGUAGUCAAGACGCCUCAGAAACCGGCCAGUUCGCGUAAACAUCGUCAUCAUUCCGAUCAAGUACGAACGUGUAAUAAUAUUAUUCUUGUUCCAUUGUGAGUUUUUUAGAUUCAGAUUUCACUAUGAGAUGUAUUUAUUUAUUAUUUCUAUCCAUAAAAAAAACUUUUCUACCAGAAAUCUUAUGUGAAUAAAAUUGUAUUGACCCAGCCAAAGUGUUGAAAGAUGUAAGGUUUAAAGAAAAUUUAAGGUUCAUCAUAAGCUAUUAUAUACUCAGUGGUAAAAAAAAAAGUUGAAUGUAUUAUAAUUUUUUUAUAUAUAUAGGCACAAGUUCAAAUUAUUGUGACAAUUUCAAAAUUCACGACAUUUCGAAGCACUUGUAUAACUAAAUUUCGCUCAGAAUCGUUUUCUGUUAGGAAUGAUUUAUCGUUGCAUACGGAUAUAAAUUAAAUCAAAUUAUAUAUCAUAUUUUCUCAACUUCCGACCUACAACAGUGACACAUCUAUCAGCAGUAUCAGCCUCUUUAAAAAAAAAAAAAAUAACAAUAAUUUGUCUAUACGAUUGUAUCUCAAUUUAACUACGCGGUGUUUUAUAUAUAUAAUUGUAAUCGAAUCCGUUUUCUUUAAAAUAAUUAAUAAAUUAAAAUCUUAUAACAGAAAAAAAACAACCAAAUGGUUGGCUAUUGUUCGAGAAAGCCUUAUAGGUCAAAUGUACCUAUAGAGUAUACCGGACAACAAUUAUAUUAAUUUAAUCGUCUACCUGCUGUCUAAUUUGUAAUAGGCCAAAAUAUAAUAUAAUAGUCCAAAAUGAGAGAAAUGCAGGGGUCGAUGACGUUAUUUUAUCAACUUAUUAUUAAAUCGUAAUAUUAUAUUAACUGCAAUUAUAUUAUUAAAAACAUAUUUAUUUUUUUUCAAUAUUUCUGAGAAAUACCAAAACAUAUUUUGCUUUCAAAUAAUAAAUUAUAGUGCAAACAAUUAUGCAAUGAUACAUUUUAUUGUAGUUCGAAGAUUUUUAAAACAAAAUAACAAAUCAAACAAUAUUAAAAUAAUUACUGAAAUCGGGUUAAAUGCCGGCACAAUAAAUACCUAUUAUUACGUAAUGAUUCCAAAAACAAUGCUGUUUAGAUGAUUUGGAAACUGAGCAAAGUCAAUAAAAAUGACAAUAAUACAUAUAAAUAUAUAAUGUUUAUUUGUUUUUUUUCAAAUCGAUUUCAUAGAUAAUUUCGCUGAAUGUUUAUAAUUAUUAAGUAUCAUAUCAAUUGUCUUGAAUUCGUAUACAUUUAACUAUCGGUUAAAAAUGAAAGUUUUAUUACAUGAUUUCCUUUCUCCCAUUAAAUACACACGCUGAUUAUUAAAUAGAUGAACUUAUACCUACUUUUAGAUUCAAUACAUUAGCUUAAUCGGACUGAUGCAACUAGUGACCGGGUGUCUAAUGGUCGUUUUUGGCGUGCUAUCAAUGCUUCACGAAGCGUCCCUGUCCAGCGUGGGCGCUGGUCUAUGGAGCGGAGCGAUGGCCAUGGGCAACGGAGUGGUCGGAUUGAUGGCCAGUCUGAACGGCUGUCUCUCGCCGGACAGGACUCUGUCUCCGCUGUCCGUCACGAUUUACCUGGCUCUGUGUUUGGUGUCUGUGGGCGUCAGUAACUUAGCUAUUGUACUUACGGCGAUCGGUCUGCUGAAGGACUCGCAAAAACCUUACUACAUAAUGCCGAAAGACAAGGUCAGGUUUAAACUUUAUUAUCAAGUGUUUUUUUUUUCAAUUAUUUUAAAUCUCUUCGUAUUUAACCGAUAGGUACUGUGGAAAUAAAAAAUUCGUCAUUCAUUUUCUUUUGAGUAUAUCUAUAUAUACUGCAACAUUAAAUAUAAUAUAUCCGAGUCAAAAUACAUUUGAAUAGUUUAAUACAAUAUUUACAUAGUAUACUCGUAUGUUCGUACAGGCGCAAUACAAAACUCUGACGGCAGAUCAGUUACAGACGAAUUGGGCUCCUGUACUCGCCAACUUGGGAUUGCUGUUAGCCACGUCCGUGCAAUGUCUGACUACAAUGUUGGCCGCAUUUCGUUUUUAUCGACUAGUCAGAUUGAUUUUGGCUGGUGAACAGCAAACUUCGUGGCCGACAAACUCGAGGCACAGAAGUCCGUCGUGUUGCAGCUCAAGCGUGGGCAGCAAACAGAAACUCGUCCAAAAAUGGUUGGUGCAACAGACCCCGUCCCUCGACCGUUCUCACCAUCAAACCAACUAUUCUGGACAAGCUUACGAAAACAAAUUGGUGAGUACUUAUUUGUCUAUAUAAAUUAUUAGUUGUUACAUGUUUGUGGCAAUUUAAACACAAGGUUCAAGUGUGUCAGAGCCGGAAGACUAAUAUGAAAUUAGUAAGAUAGGCACAUGAAUCAAUUUAAAAAAAUGUCUCUAAAAUAUCAAAAAAAGCAUUUUAAAAAUCGGGUUUUUAACCGAUAUAUCAGCUGAUAUCAAUAUCAACUCAUGGUUCUCGAUUUCAAGUAUCAGAUAUCGAGUAUAGGUUUUAUAUUGGAAUAUCGAAUAUAGGUAAAAAGUGGUAUCUGACAUCUAUCUACCAAUUAGUAACCUUAAAUUAGAGUAUAAGAGAGCGAGAGACAGUUCAUUCAUUCUAUCGAACCCUAAUUUUUUCAAUAUGAAUAAAUUUAAAACACCUGUAUGGCUUUAUAUCAGAUACCUAUUUAUAGCAAUUUGUAAUUGAUUGUAUUAUAAAUAUUUCUCAGAAUUUAUGCAAUUUUAUAAAGUUAGAUAGGGAUCCAUUUUUUCUUCGGGAGAUCAGUGGCUCUGAACUACAACGUUUUUAGUACCCUUUAACUAGGGUUUAUCAAAUAUGUAUGAUAAUAGUAACGAUUGUAAGUUUUUUCGAUAGUAAAGAAAAUUAUUUUUUAAACAGUUCACUAUGAAAAAUUUAAAUAUUUUGUCUUGUGAGUGGAUAUUACUCUCCCAAAAGAUUAUGUUUUGAGCAUUAUUGUGCAUAAAAAUGUUCUCAGCAUAUUAUCGAAAAAAAACAUGCUCGAGAAUAAACUAAAUUUCAAAAAACAGUUGAAUAAAAUGAACAAUAUUAUUCAUAAUUACAAAAAUAUUAAUUUGUUCAAAAAUGCUCGUAUUCAGGGAAUAUUUAGCGAAAGAUUAUUCUCUAGCAAUUUAUAACACUAUAAUAAUGAACAUUGUAUAUCUCGUAAUAUUCAUACAAUGAUAAAGGUAUGUAUAGUGUAUAAACAUUAUUAAACUAACUUUUAUUUUCUUAACGAUUAUCCUACUCGUAUAUAGUUAUUAGUGUUUAAAAAUCAAUUGGAAAAAACCGUUUAGUUAGAAAUAGGUCAAACAAAAUCUAUAAACAAUAAUGUUUAAAAUACUUAUAAGCCGGGUAAGGUAAUACUUAAAUAAUGAAUAUUAUUACCUGUGGUAUACGUAUAGGUAUCUAUAAUGUAUUAUUAAAAGUAUAAAAUAAAUAUUUUAAACUUAAAUUUUAUUUUAAAUUAAUUAAUCGACUGCAAUUUGUCCAGUCGUGAUUUAAGCAAAUAUUAUCUUGAAAUCGUAUAGCCGUAAAGAAUAGAUAUAGGGCACCAAGUGGAAUAUUAAAUUAUAUAAAUGGCUACAUGAUACUUGACAAUUUAAUGAAAUUAGUAAAAAAUGUAUCGUACUCGUAAUAUUGAGUAAAAAAAUCAUAAUUUUUGAGCAUUAAAACAAAUAUAUGAAUUAAACAUAACAUUAACACUAUCACCUUUCUACAAGCUCCUCAGAGCUGCCACUAUAACUUUCAAAUUUUCCCGUUUCUCUAGCCCACCCGGUAUAUAGGAACUAGGAAGUCGUAUUAAUUACAGAUAAAAAAUAAAGAAAUCAAAGGGAAAAAUAUACCUCCCGAAUCGCCCCCUGGUGUAUACUGUCUUACUGGUGUAAGAAAUUACGUCACCGCCAAAUUAUAGUCACACAUUUAAAAUACGACAAACAAUAAUUACUAAUGACUAUAUAAUAUUACCGAACAGAGGUAAAAUAUUUUUGAACUCGUAUUUCCGAGAAGCUAUAUUUAUAUUCGUAUUAUUACAAUAUAUUUAAAAAAAAUUAACGAAACCUAUCUGAAAAACAUUCUGCAGCUAAGUAAUAAUAUAUUCGGUUUAUCGAAACGAAUAUAUUUCCGAAGUUACAACAAAUGAUCGAAAAUAUAAUAUGGGUACUCAUAUUUAUCGUUAGUGUCAUUAUACUACAGAAAAACGCUUUCCCGAAUUGGAGAAAAGUACUGUACCUAUAAUAUACUAGUAGGUACUUUAUACAUAUUUUACUAUUAUUAUAUUAAAUAAAUAUAUAUACACGUGUUUAAAUGUCUUAGACACUGUGUUUUAUGGCACGAGAAAAAAAAACCAUAAGAACGCGUAUAAGUGUUCUACUGGCUGAACGGUAUAAUAAUAAUAUGAAUACGGAACGUAUUUUUUUUUUCUUUUAAUAGCUUUUAUCUAUUACGCCGAACAACGGUGGAAAAAUUUGCAAUACAUGAAUAACAUAUAGGUACCGAAUAAUAAUAAUAAUUCAUCGAAUAUAUAACGACUAACGAGGAUAGUUAGGUAUAGUUACUUUUUUCCCCGUCCAUUUAAAGUGUCAAAAUAUACGAUUCAACUUAGUUUUUCUUUUUUUCGCGGGCAUCCAUACCAACUUAUCAUUUUUUUUUUCUUGUUAUUAUUCUUCGCGAAAACUGUCGUCGACAACGUCCGUUAAACUACAGUCUCAUUGGCUUGGUUUUAUAUUCAAAGUGUCCCUCUAUAGAUACCUCUAUACAUGCCUCAUCUACAAUUUUCUCAAAAUAGCAAUAACAAUAUACGCCCGUGUAUAACUACUAUAUUAAAUGCAUCAACGUUUCAAAAUCUUAAAUCAAUUUCAUUAAUUACAAUAUGUAUAUAGUACAUCGAUCGAUUUUAGAAAAAUAUGACGUAUAUAACCUACCUGUACUCGUGACGUGACAUAAAUUCGAAUUUCUUAUUACCUACAGAUUUCCCGAUGGCCUUUGGAUGGCACGGCGCUGUCAUAUUUUACAAAAGCUUAUUGAAAAGCAGUACCUAUUUCGUAUACAACCGUGACGUAGAUACGCUAAACAGUAUAUACCUAGGUAUAAGAUAAAUGUAAGGUUUUAAUGUAAUAUGACACGAGCUCAUCGUGUCAUUUUUUUUAUUUUUUUUAACGUAACUUUUCGUAAGUAAUUUCGAUCUAACGUGUUUGUGUUAAUUUUUUGUCGAAAACGUAACUAUAUAAAGUUAAAUUACUUGUUCGGUGCAAUAAUAAUAUAACUAUACAGUCAAAUUACCGACGCGAUCUUCUUUUUUCGACAAUCGCUAAACUAUUUUCUAAAACACUGACAAAAGUAACUUCCGAUUCUCUUAACUAUAUAUAUAUAUAGCCAGGUAGUGGUGCCCCGACUAGGAUAUAUUCUCCUGCGGUAUGUUUAGUACACGCCACAUGGCGUAUAAUAAUAUGAACGGAGAAGUAUAAUAAUAAUAUCAAGUACGAGCCGGGUAUGGAACGCGAAAUAAACGUCGGCGAAAAAUUAGUUCCGGCCCAGUUAUCCCAUCAGGUCGGAUAUAAACGCGUGUUUUUCUCCCCGGUCGUGUAUAUAAUAAUAAUAAUAUUAUUAUUACUCUACUCUUUACAUUAUCAUUCCCGGCAAUGCGUCGCCAGCCGCUGCGGUCCGUCCGCCGAACUAUCGCCGCGGCUUAGACGAGGAGCGGAAAAAUAAAAAAAAAAACACACACGCGACGGUCGUUAAUACACCCGUACUGUAUUAUUAUAGGUGUACUCACAAUACAAUAUUAUUAUCAUCAUCAUUAUAACCGUGUAUGUAGGCCGUUCUUAAACACAAAGGCGGAGAGCGAACGGAACACGACGGUACAAAUAUUUAUUGUGAUCAUUAUUGUCGCCUCCGUUGUUGUAUUUAUCUUUCUGCGGUCCCCGGGUCCGGGGAAAUAAUAAAGGAAAACCGCGGACCAAUUCCGGUGUGUGCGAGACGGUCUCUCGACUGUCGUCGGCGCGGCGGUGACGGUUUGCAGCGCCCAGGGAGAGACCGCGCAGAGGCGGCGGCGCGUACGCACGUCAUUUACCUAUCCGGCCCGUCUGUAUAAUACUCUGGCGAAAUAAUAAUUAGAUCGCAUCUCGGGAAAAAUGAUAAAAUAAAAAUAUUAUUUAUGUCCGUCGGGGAGACCGGAGAGACAGCACAAUAGAUCGCGUAUAUUCGGUACGUGUUUGAUACAACACGACGGGCGCACGCACGCGAGAUACGAAAUGUGCGACAACACAAAGGCGAUGGAAAUAAUUGCCGUUCGGGAAAAACUGUCAUAAUAUAUUAUUAUUAUAUUAUUUCGUACUUAUAUUCUACGUUAACGUGUUAUCACGCGUGUGCGUGUGUGAGAUGUUUUGGCCGCGCGGCAAUUUGAAACCGUUACUCGGUUUAUGUAUAGAGGCACACGCGUAUUAUUAUUGUUACACGAUCGUACGCUUGUUUAUUUUGUCGCCACUAUAGCAGUAUUAUUAUACUAUUAUUUUUUUUUUCCGUACGUAUGUAAAAAAAAAAAAAAUAGGUAAGAACGUGUAGUAGUGAUUAUUUUUUUUUUUCUGAAAACGUUUCGUUUCAUUCACGGCGCUGUGCACGUCGAAAUUUGCAUAUAUUUUUAUUGAUUGAUUUGGUAUUUACAGCACUACGAGACGGUACCGACAUUUUAAUGUGUAAGUACCUGCGGUUGAAAAAAAAAAAUGUAAUUAUUGUAAAUUUAUAAUAUUCCAUUAGAAUGGUGAUUAUAUAAGCAAUAAUAGCCAUAUUAUCAUUAUAACGUAUUACGAACAUUAAAACACGGUUACAGAGAUGUUUUCAUUGCUUUUUUGAUAAUUUUAUAGGGAAAUAUAUAUCAAUAAUCAAUUAUACAAAAUUGAAUGUGUCAAAGAUCAUGUGAAUAGCUUGCUACUCAAAAACAACUAAUCUACAGGGAUGUAACAAAAUUGACUCUAGAAAGUCAGAGAUAUUAGCGGACAUAGAUUUCGAAGAGAUAUAAAUAUGUUGGGGUGAACAUUGGGAAAAUAUGGCUGCUAAUAGAGAUCGGUUGAUUGGGUGGUUACUACGACGAUUAUAUACUAAACCAAAAAAAAUAACUGAAAAAUCAAAAAAACAUAUUUAUUACACAUGACAUAAUAACAUCAUAGGUAAACACACAAUAUAAACUUUUGCAGCAAAAUGUCUGCAGUUAAAAAUUGAAACAUUCGCAACGUUGACCAAUUGAUAAAAUGUACUACCUACGGUUUGUAAAGGUAGUUAUCAAAAAAAAAAAUAAUACACAAUAUGUAUCGAUUCUAAUAGCAGCCAGCACAGUAUAACGAACAUAGGUACACUAAUGUUCAUUUACACACGCACAUAUUGACAUGAUCCGGACGUAAUUGCAUUAUAAGUUGCCUAAUUCUAACUCCUUAAAAAAAUGAUCGACUUGAACCUCCUUAACUGCCAAAGUUUACAAUUCCAAGUGAUUACGUUCUAGUAACUUACCGUUCACAUAUUUCCGGAUUUAAAACAUUAACAUUUCAGUUUUAUGCUGUUUAGAAUUUUACGGAAUUUUAAAUAUUAAAUUCCAAAUUUAUACCAUUCAAGUUUCAAGUCCAGGCUAUUACGUAUGAACCUCGUUUAAACUUGAAGGAAGUCUAUUUUGAGUAAAAAGAAGAAAUCGAAAUCCCCCAGACUCCUAGAAAAUUGAUUUUGGUUUUCGAAAGGAUGAGAGCUUCGUAAAACAUGUAUCAAUUAAACACAAACAAAUUAUAUAAAAACUAACGGAUGGCUAGAGAAAGUUCAAAUAGUAGGUAACCAACAAAAUAGUAUUGAUAUAGGUACCUAAUUUAUCAAUGAAAAAAAUCUAGGUGUCACUAAUUCAAUAUUUGAAGAAAAUUAUCAUACAAUGAAAGCAACGCAUACUGUUUCCCACAUUACACGCGAAAAAAUAUACGAGUACCUUCAACUAUUCCAUACUAGCAUAAUAUAUUUGUGCAACUGUUAUAUUUAUAGGUACACCUAAUAUUACACAAACCAAAAAUGAUGACAUGCAAAAAUAAUUGCGUACAAUUAAAUCAUGGUUUUUGAUUUUUAUCAAUUCUCCAUACCACGUUUAAAUAUAUCGUAUAUACCAUUAUACUUGCACACAAAUGAAAUUAUACAGGUAUAUUUGGUAUAUAUAUUUCGACGAUGACGCAUUAUUUUAUAAAUGGAAAAUAAAGUUAUAACACGAUAUAUUAAUAUUCUACAUCAAAUCACAAUGUUUACAGACCGUUAUACAUUAUCAUUAUUGCCGACAAAAUAUCGUAAGGAAAUAUCAUCGUCGGUAAAAUAUCACAUGGUCAACAUGCCAAUCGUCCAGCUAUCUUUAUAUCCAUCGCCAACAGAAAUAUUUCGAUUUGGUCAGCCUUCUAAAUAUCUUCCGCGUAUUCUGUUUUAUUAGAUGACAGUAUACAAAUUAUUUCCCAUUCGUAUUAUUUUAUUAAAUUGUACUGUUGUACGUUGAUACAAUUAUACCACGCUUUAUCACCUAACCAUAUUCAUAUACAUUACACAAUUGCAAUUACUUUAUAAGUAGGUAAACUAUACUUACGUCCUACAUACAUAAUAGUUACAAACAAAAUAUUACGUGUCAAACUUUUUAAUUUGUGUUUAAAGGGCGUUUACGAUGAAACGGAAACAUUGCCAAAGUGGAAGAGCAGAACAACGCCCAAAUCGAAAAUCACGAGACUGCAGGAAAAACGGGAAAGGAGACCAUCAGACGACGUGGACAUCCACAGAGCGUACACAGGCAUGGACAGAGAAAUCGUCGAAGAGUUCAUUUCCGUCACCAUGGAUCCGAAACACUAUAGCUGAUCGCGAAUACAUCACGUGUUCAAACUAGGUAUAUAUAAUUAUGUACAUUGAAACCUCUACAAGAGAUGUUGUACCGUCGCUGAAUGUGUACUUCAGGUCGGUCCUUAUCUAUAAGGACUAAAGAUACUAAAUUACAGUAUAAGAAAGUGGUCAAUCACACGAUGCAUGCUGUUGGGUUGAUCUAACUAUCUUAAUAUAUUAUAUUCAUAGAACUAUUAAGUUUUUUCCAAUAAUACAAUAACGUAAUAUUUCAAAACAAAUUAUGCAUUUUGUCUCAAUAAUUUAUGUAUUAGGAUAAUAAUGAAUUAUAGAGUAUACCAAUUUUGUCAUUGAUGAGAAAACCGUAUACUAUUCGAGUAUACAAAAUGACGGCCCAUCCAAUACCUAGCGUUAAGCUAAGUUGUCCACUCUCUUAAACGAACUCUUUAAAAAUAACUUAAGAAGACGAUAUACGUGCAUUUGUCGUUUCCGUCAUACAAACAUCAGAUACAGUUAAAACAUGCUUACGCAGAAUACACAGAACUCGAUUCAUUUUGGUUUUAGAAUAAAAACACCAAUUAUAUAAUCAAAAGAUAUUCCAGAGGACAAGACGUUGCAUUUUUUUCCAUUUUCUCCGAAUAACAGUCAAUUUACCGUUUAUAAAUAACUAAUUAUUCGUCGUUUUUUUAAUUAGCUAAAAAACCGCGUCUUGUCCUCCGGAAUAUUGUUUUCGAUUAAUUUCAUAAUAAGUGCUUUUACUUUAAAACCGAAACUAAUCGAGUUCUGUUUAGUCUAUGUAAGCAUGUUUUUAUUAUAUCUUAUGUUUGUAAGACAGAAACAACAAAUGCAUGUGUAACAUCCUAUUAACAUAUUAUAUUAUAUACUUCUCUGUAGAAAAACUUAUCAUUUUAAAAUAUUACAAGAAUAUUCCUGUGCAAUGUAUUAUUAUUAUUAUUAUUAUUAUUAUUAUCAUUAUUAUUAUUAUUAUUAUUAUUGUAUAAUUUAUCGUAUAACGACGAGUUACGAGCGCGAAAUAUUUUAAUAUCGUUAUAAUUUUAUUUAUUAAAAUAUGUAAUAUAAUGACAUUUAUAAUAUCCAAUAACUAUGUGUAUAUCUAAUAAUCUAAAUGACUACAUAUUAUAAUAUGGUGUUAUCGUUUAUGCGUUAUCCCUAACAUGGGGUCGGUUUCACGAUCGUCAACCGCUUCGUGGUUGGCAGAUCCUUCGACGUGAACGUAAUACACUCCUAAUUUGUAAUUGUUAUGAAGCCAAUUCAAUAGGACCGCGAUCGCGGCGAACACCACAAACAUAGUGAGACAGGAGAUACACCACGCGUUCUGUACUUCGUCCCGGGUCCCGUUGAAAUAUAAAUGAAUCAUAAUGUGUUGACAAGGCGACGAAUUAUUGCAGGUACGCGAAGAUGCCGGAUGGCGUUUUCCGGGCGGAUUCUUACGGCUAUCUGUUUUCGCCAGAGAAUCCGCAGUCUGUCGGAGAGUCUUCAGUCGGUCCUUCGAUAACUACAAUAAUAUUUUACUUUAAUUUUAUUUCCGAUAGCAGGAAAGCAUAAUUAAGUACCGAUCG